Messenger RNA from Exserohilum turcica Et28A, 3282 nucleotides. RefSeq lists its product as uncharacterized. The record is from RefSeq and is a predicted model, not a curated record. NCBI's taxonomy places the organism in Eukaryota, Fungi, Ascomycota, Dothideomycetes, Pleosporales, Pleosporaceae. The transcript has a single exon. Bases 106 to 3087 code for a protein of 993 amino acids. Gene Ontology annotation, molecular function: protein binding. Gene Ontology annotation, biological process: signal transduction.
GUUUGGCUACCAUCGUCGCUUUGUGCUGUUCGGAUAAUUUUCGAAUACUUCUCGUUCGCUCAGGUUGAGCUGUAGCCUAUCGAAUCCAAAAGACAGAUGGCGGCCAUGUCUUUGGUUUCUCCGCCCGCGCUCAAUGUGCAUCUCGAACCCGUCACCUCAGAAACUCCUGCAAGCGCUAUCACCCGCGUAGGCGCUUCUAGGACGGGGUCUUCACCAUCAGCGGCCAACAGAAACCCCGCUCUCUCGAUACUGGAUGCCUCCACCGCGGUGCUCAAACGUCCGGCACUAGGGGAGGACGUCCAACUCGGCAUGCUUUAUGACUACCGUACCUCACAAUUCUAUGCUGGAGUAUCGCUCUGGGAUAAUAGCGUUGUCAAUGCAGAGCAAAUUCUCCCAGAACAAAUGGUGCAGAAUGGCGAUUUCACCUAUUCCUUUUCGCUGGACGAAGCACGAAGUGAUGCCGCCCUCGACGCUGAGGGUGGGCUGGAUUUGGACCUCGGCAUGACGAAAGCAACCGGAGCAGCCAAAUACUUGAAUGAUGGAAAAUCUAGCACACACGAAGCCCGUAUCAAUGCCUCUUGCACCAUCGUCCGUAGGACUCGUCGUAUCCCGCAAGAGAUCCUGGCAUCGAUGCAACAUGAGGGAAGGUUAAACGACCCUCGGUAUACACACUACGUGGGAGAGGUGGUUGAAGGAGGAAGCGCUACACUCAGCUUCGUACAGACUUGUUCGUCUGACGAGAAUGCGAAAGAGGUGCUUGGUAGGCUAGAAGCAAAGAUCAUCCCACUUUCGGCGGCUGGGAAUAUCAAUACCAGCUUCAACGAAAAGAAGAAUUCCAUGCUGGAGGGAGUCAGGAUAUCUUACAGUGGAGCAAUAGCCGAGAGUGUUGCAUCUAUGGAAGACGCGCGUCGAAUCGCCCAGGAAAUGCCAACGAAGUUGAAACAACAGCUCAACACCCUGGAAUAUAAACUCUUCCCGCUACAAGUUCUUGACAGCGCUCUACGUCGAGAGAUUCGCGGUCUCGAUGCAGGUCUUGUGAGCAGAACAUCGGCGGCACUGAAGGCCAGCGCCCAGCGGCUCUUACAACUACAAGACCUUCGAGAACAAGACACGUAUCGAGCUGCAUUCCCUAUAAUCGGGGAGCAAAUUAUGAACAUCCACACAGUCUUCUCUAAUGCGGACACCCUGUUCAAACAAACGGCUCGGCGAAUUUUGCCACUACUGCGGAACCAGUCUUUAGAUUAUACGGCUCAUAGUUCCGAACUCCAAGCCGCUGUCGCUCUACUCGAACAGCGGACGAAGUUCACCGGGCAGUUCAUAGCAAAGAAAUACAAGGAGCUGCGCAUACUUCAAGAGCACAUUGCAUCUCUAGUAGCAGAUGGCUUCGAGAACCAUCUGAGUGGAAUGGCAGUACAAUCGCUAGCGGCUGGUCCGUCACCCAGGCUCCUCUUGUCAUUCGGUGGCACCUCAAUCAAUCGCGCCCAGCACUCACUACAAAAGAUCAUAGAGUCACCAGAUAUCCGUAACACCGACGAUGAUGAAUCUGGGUCUGACAGUGACACCGAAGACAAUGAGUGGUUUGCAAACCCUCAAACAGUCACCAAUCUGGAAAGCAAUUGCCUCAUGCUGCGUGUUCAGCGCUCUCGCUCUCCUGCGCCACCAGCAGUCACCUUCGGGAUCGCGAGUAUUGACAAAGCGUUUCGCCCUGGUAACGACAGACGCAGCAGGACAACCGUAGGCGACAUCAUUCUUGACUACAAAGGCAAAUUACACAUUGUCACAGGCCUUCUUCCGGGGGCUCCCAAGGUUGUGGAUCUCAGGAUUGAGGACCAGAUUGUCCAUGUGACAUGGGAAAGGAUUCGAAGUCAUGAGGAAGAUCUUGUCCUUCCCACAACUGGCUUUGUUGUUCGGUACCGGCCUCGUCCCAACCUUGCCAAGGACGGAGCAUUCCCGCACGCAAAGGGCAUUGAGGAAUUUGUCGAGCGAUUCAUUGCCUUCUCAUCCUGCAGUCUUGCUAUCGGUGGUCCAUCCGAAGCCAAGCUGUACGAUGACUGUGACUACGAAGUCGGGGUUUGCGUCGAGACCGAAAUCGGACGGUCAGCGUGGAGUGAUUCAAUCAUUGGUCGAACGAUUAAGCUGCCUUCCGUUGCUUCGCGAAUGAUCGAUUUCUAUAACCAACACCAAAGAAAUCUCAAGCGAUCUCAGGUUGGGGUAAGACCUUGGCAGUUGGAUUCGUCGGGAGCAAAGGGCUCUCUUUACUUGGGUCUCAAGACCCAAGCCGAGCGCGCAUGCACCGAUGCUCGCUUCAAAAACGAACUUGCCGUACGAAUUGUUGACGUUGCUCCGGAAUUCGAACCUGAGACUGAGCCCGCGUCGAUCCCCGAUCAAGACAACACUAUUGUGGUCAUAUUUGCUGGUUGUACUGGCCAUGGCAAAAGUACUGAGAUCAACGCUUUCAUCUCAUACUUGCUCGGUGGUGCAGUUGACGAUCAUGCUCGCAUCAUGGUCAUCGAUGAUAGGGGAGCUAACCAGGCGGGCGCUGUAACGCAAUUUGUUACUUGCUACCGCCUCCGGCCCCUUUCGUCUCUCUUCCAAGGCAAAACGCUCCUCAUCGUUGACACCCCUGGAUACGGCGACACAAGAGGAGUUGAGCGCGACACAUUCGUCACGGCUGCGAUGUCCAUGUUCUUUAAGACCAUCACGCAUGUCCACGCUAUAAUUUUUACCUGUCGAGCAAAUGAAACCCGUACCACGUUGCUCAGCCCCGUUUCAACGUAUAUUUUUUCGCUCUUUUCCAAGGACGUGCAGGGCUGCCUGCAAACAAUUUAUACUUAUAGCGACGCUGGAGUACCGCAAGCACGCACGGCACUUACCGAGCUCAAGUGGCCAGUGAAAAACGGCGAGGUCGAAGUGAACAACGCUGCGUUCACAGUUGACCUAGACACACAGAAUCCUGAAAAGGUGCGCGAUUGGUGGCUCAUGUCAGUAAAGGGACAGGACGAAAUCAUGCGAAUGCUCCUGGGCAAACGGCCGGUGUCGACUACUGGAAGCGCUGAUGUGACUAAGAAUCGCCUGGAUCUCGAAUAGAAAUGCGAAUUAGCCGAGCAAAAGAUACUCCAGACUGCAAAUCGCGCUCAAAUGCUCGUGGCUAGAUUGGAUGCACUUGCUGACGCGGUUGGAGCCGCCCCCGGCGAAAAGGUGGAGAUAAAAGUACCACGGGUGGUGCAGCACCAACUUCCCCCGAAACAGGCAACGACCUUCUGCGUCGACUGUAUAUUUACC